Molecule: messenger RNA, 810 nt
Organism: Geodia barretti
Lineage: Eukaryota; Metazoa; Porifera; Demospongiae; Tetractinellida; Geodiidae
Source: the annotation of a GenBank genome assembly
AUGACCGUGGUUAUCUCAUACUCAGAAAGGGACAAGAUAGAUAUGGCUGAAAAAAAACGGGUGCUCAUUACCGGUGGGGCAGGCAAUGUCGGCAGUACAUUGUGGGGUGCGUGGGAAAAGGAAGAUAAAUACACCUUGACAUUGGUAGAUAUCAAGGAGGCUGAUAGCACGAAAUCCCGCGUUGAGUUGGGAGAUGUUCGAGACUAUCAGCGAAUGCGAGAACUUUGCAAAGAUCAAGAUGUCGUUGUGCACCUCGCGCUUGUGACUCAAGAUCGAUUUGGCAAAGUACCGGGCGAAGUGACCGAUAUAGGGGCAUCAAUGCUGCUAUUUGAAGCUGCCCGCGAAGAGGGCGUCCAAAAAAUUGUGUUUGCGUCCACAAACCACGUCACCGGUUGGAAUGAACAUAUAAGUUCACCACCACGAUUUUCUACAGCGGAACAGAUCAAUCCCGAUGGUUGGUACGGGGCGAUGAAAGGGAUGGCAGAGGUCGGCGGACGCUACCUCGUCAAUGAGUUCGACAUGCGCUUUAUCAGCAUCCGUAUUGGUACGUUCACAGGUGGGUAUGAAGCAAACCAUUUACGCACCUGUAGCACACUCCUGACGCCGCGCGAUUGUGCCCAACUUUUUGGGCGAGCAGUUGAUUAUGAAGGACCCGUGAAAUUUCUCAUCACGUAUGGCAGGUCUGCCAAUUCGACCGCCUACCAACAGAGCUAUCUUGAUAUUAGUGGUGCUGUUGAGAUUCUCGGUUAUCAACCGCAAGAUAACCUGAUGAAAACGCAUCUUCCUCAGUUGCUGAACGAUGAUGCGUGA